Cetraspora pellucida is the source of this 1110-nucleotide messenger RNA. NCBI's taxonomy places the organism in Eukaryota, Fungi, Glomeromycota, Glomeromycetes, Diversisporales, Gigasporaceae. The record is from the annotation of a GenBank genome assembly.
AUGUCUUUUUUUGACGAAUCACCAAUCGAUAUUAAAAUCGAAACACCAGAAUCUGAUAUUGAAAAAAACGAAGUUGUAGAUUCAGAAAGUGAAAAUAUUUUUGGAUCUUUUAUAAUUUUGUUAAAGAUAGAAUAUUCACACAAUCCAAUAACUUCGAUUUAUAAAAUUAUUGAUGAAUCUGGUGUGUCUUUAUAUAUUAAAUUUGAUAAAAAUAAUCAAACAUUUAUUGAAGCAGCUUAUAACAAAUUAUGUGAAUAUUUCGAACCUGAUUAUGAUCGUCUCGAAUCAGUUUAUAGUGGAAAAAAAGUAAACAAAAAAAAUAUUAUUACAUAUUAUUUAAAUGAUUUGGAAUAUUCUAUUUUGGAAACAAAAUAUAUAUUAGAUAUCAUUGAUUUAAAUACUUUUAGUGAUGAAUUUGAAUUUAAGAAUGAUGCUGUUAAACAAAAAAUUCUCAAUAAAUCUGAAAGAUUGAAUAAUGAUUAUUAUAAAGAUUAUAUUGAAAAAAGAAAAAGAAAUUAUAAUGAAAUUUCUAUUGGAGAAAAUGCUGUUGCAAAAAUUCUUAAAAGAUAUAAUAACGAAAAUUCUGGAACAUCUAUUAGAAUUACACAAAAAAUUGAGAUUACAAAACGUAGUAGUCCUUUUGUUUUUGGAUUUGUUGGAGCACCUGGUGUUGGUAAAACUACUAUUAUUAAUAAAAUUAAAGAUCAUUUAAUUUCAAUUGGAAUUGGAGUAGAUGAAAUUUAUAUUAGCAAGGAAUUACGAGAUAUUAUUUCUGAAAUGAAUAAAAGUAAAACAAAAAAUAAUAUACAAAAUGAAAUUACUAAAUAUUAUAAAAAGUUUCUUGAAGAUACAGUUCAGAAAAAAAUGAUGAUAGGAAUUAAAGAGUUUAUUAAUAAUAUUGAUUUUGAUUUAAUUAUUAAUAUUGAAAGAAGUAAAGAAGAUGUAUUAAAAGUUCGAAAUGAUGAUGAAAAUUAUUCUGAAUUUGAAAUUACGAAAUUAUAUUAUAGAUAUAAUAUUAUUAAUGAAGAAGAUUAUGAUAAUACCAAAAUUUUUACAUUUGAUAAUCAUGGAGAGUUUAAUGAUGAAAAAAAUAAUAUUUUAGUUGAUUUA